GACAUUUUAAUGUUUUUUUUCGCAUCUAAGAAUAUUUCUUUACGCAUAUUUUACCGUUACGUUAUUUACCCCCAGCUUUUUGACUCGACCAAGGUGAAGAGAUGGCGAAGCGAGUGUCGGCCGUGGCGCAUGGCGCGCUGCAGCGACUGCCGUAUGUGCGCACGGCAUCGGAGAUCCAGGAGAUGAAGUUCUGGCGGGCACCUGUGCGCGAGAGCAACCGCAUCGUAGACCCCAUCAAGCGCGCUAAAAACCACACAUCGCGCCUGAUCAACAUGCAGCUAGGAAAACUCUCGAGUAUCACGCGCCAGGCCUCACUGGACUUCCCGGCGCUCAGGCGUAUGCACGCGUUCGAGCGAGAGGUGGUGGUGCUAACGCUGGGCCAAGGCACGUACGAGAAACACAUUCAGAAGCUGCGCAAAGUGUACGCGAUGUUGCACAAUACGGGCAAGCAGUAUGAGCGCGAGUGUCAAGAGCUGCGCACCAAGCAGGAGGCGGUCGACUGCGGAUUGCGCUGUGUAGAGGAGCUCAGGAAAAUUGUGGAUGUUAAUGCUGGCACACUACGGGAGGCGGCGAACAUGGCCAAGGUGCUUCGUGGACUUCCUCAUGUGGACCUGGACAAGCCCAUUUUUGCCUUCGUAGGAGCACCGAACGUUGGAAAGUCCUCUUUAGUUCGUGCACUGUCUACUGCAUCUCCAGAGGUGGCAAAUUACCCGUUCACAACGCGUGGCAUCACGAUGGGCCACAUUUUCGAGGAAGGGAUUUCAUAUCAGAUUGCUGACACCCCCGGACUGAUCUUCCGUCCUGACGAGACCCGAAAUGCCAUCGAAAAAUUGGCAAUUGCGAUGAUGGAGAAGACGCAAUCUUCGAUUGGCUUUGUGUUCGACCCCACGGGCUCAUCUGGUACCCCGACAGCCGACCAGAUUCUACUUCGGGAUGAACUUCGCCACCGAGUGACGGCAGCUCGUCCUGAGCACAAGUGGAUCGACAUCAUCUCGAAAAUUGACCAGCCGUCGCACGAUUUAGCGUCGCUGAAAGACAGGUGCGUGCAAGACGGCCCUCAUACCUUCAGUUUCCGUUUGGAGUUUUCAUUUUUUUUUCAUACUUUGAUACAGGUUGGGAGCGUGUUUUUCUGUUUCAGCGCAGACAAACGAGGGCCUGGUGGAGCUGGGAGACGGAAUUCGUCAAGUUUUGACCGAGUCCGCGUGCGAAGACGGCUUCUUGGAGUCGAAGUAACAUGAAAUACCAUUUUUGCUACUGUUCGCAUGCGUUAAGACUUGCUGGG
Messenger RNA from Phytophthora nicotianae INRA-310, 1282 nucleotides. RefSeq lists its product as hypothetical. Gene Ontology annotation, cellular component: nucleolus. NCBI's taxonomy places the organism in Eukaryota, Oomycota, Peronosporomycetes, Peronosporales, Peronosporaceae. The coding region runs from base 102 to 1238 and encodes 378 amino acids. The record is from RefSeq and is a predicted model, not a curated record. Gene Ontology annotation, molecular function: RNA binding; GTP binding; GTPase activity. The transcript has 7 exons. Gene Ontology annotation, biological process: ribosomal large subunit biogenesis.